AUGUCAAAAUUACAAAUGAUUAAUAAAGUAACGCCUAAUGCCUCAUCAGAUGUGAAAAAACCAAUCGAACGCAAUAAAAAGUUAGCAUCAACAUCUGAAACUGACUUAAAGAAACGAGUUAAAGUUACAAAACCUACUAUAUCGUCUGUAGGUAAAAAAAGUCCUGAAUUCAAAAAAUCUUUAUCAAAUCCAGAUGAUGCUAAAAAACUAUUAUUCAGACCCGAUGGCACUCAGAAACAAGUAACUGAACAUGACGUAACUCAAUUAUCGGAACACGCUAAAACUCACUUAAAUGUCGAGUCGGAAAAUGCUACGAAAGUUCGAACUUCCCAAGUUAAACCUUUAGUUGGAAUUGACGUUUCAAAAAGUUCCAAACCUUUAAUUAACAGAAAUAAUCCAGUAACAGGUACAAAAAAACGACCAACUUCAAUUAAGGUUUCGUCGUCGACAUCCACGGAUAACAAGGGAAAAGUUUCCGCUGAAUCACCCAUGAAAAGCAGGCAUACAACUCCUGCUGUAAAUAACAAAAACAAACGACGUAAUUCUACAAGUUUCGGUUCACCUAAAGAAUAUUCGUCUAACGAUUCUACAACCGUAUCUCCACGAUCUGCGUCUCAUAAACGUACAACAUUUGAACGCACAAGGCAACGUUCAUACACAAUACCUAGUAGUGCAGCUCCAAAUUUGACUUCCAUUUCUGAAAUCCCAAAAGGACAUGAUUUUGUCACACCUUUCACAUCAGAACUUACCCAACAACAAGUGCCUACUACUCCGAUUGGUGCUACCAGGAGAGUUUCAAAUGCUUCUUCUGUAACUUCCGAAGAUAGUUUAUUUCCACUUUCACCUACUUUUUCGUCUGCAACUUCUGAAGGAAGUUAUUAUCGUAUAUCUAGAUCUUCUUCUAUGGCCUCUGAAAAUGAUUAUAAAUUUAAUUCUUAUUAUGACGAACUAAAUGAUGAAAUAGAUAAUUAUGUACAAAAUGAUUAUUUAAAUGAUGAUUUUACUGAUGAAUUUGAUUAUGACGAUAAGUUAAUGAUGGACUUAUCUGAUAGUAAUUCUGAUUUAGAUGAUUUCUUUUUCGGUUCUGAGAUUACUUCAAGUGAUCUUUACAAGAAAUUCAAAGAAUCUAAAAAAUCUCGAAAAAACUCAAAUCCUGAUGUGAAAAAGUCGAAACCUUUGAAAACUUUUGUCGGUUCAACCAAAGAAUCCUCAUUAAACAAUGUGGAUAGUCAUGAUAUGAAUUUUGAUAUUACCUUUGAAUAUAAUAAAACGCAUGAUGAUUAUGAAAUGAUUUCGACUUGGCAGGAAUUUAUCACUCCUGAACAUGAACAAUAUGAUCCAACGAAUAACUUUUCCGUUUCUAAUUUUAAUGAAGAUUUUGAAAAUACUAUCUCUACUGUCAAAUCAGAUAAAAUAUCUUCAAAUAAUAUUUAUAAUAGUGUAAAGACAAUCGAAAAACAAACAAUUUUAAAUGAUAAAAAUGAUAAAAAUAUGGCUUAUAAUCAUGAUGCAAAACAUGAUACAAACCAUGAAGUUGAUGAAAUAAUGCGGUUUGCUUUGGAUGAUGGAAACAAAAUUGUGAAUGAUUCUUCAUUCAGAAAACCUAGAAAGAGUUUUGGUUCACGAGAAGAUUUUGAUAAACGAAUCGAUGAAAUUUUGGAUGAAAUUCUCUUUGACAAUGAUAAAAAACCACAAAAUUCUUCCGUCAAGAUUGAAGAAUCUACAAGGAAUGUUGUGCAAAAUGAGUUAGAUAAAUCUUCUACUUUGGUAGAAAGUAUUGAACCAUGCAAUGUAACUAAUCCGAAUUUAAAUGAUGACGACGAGGAAAUCUAUUGUAGUGAUAUUGAUGAUGAGAUUGAAAAAUUGAUGAAGGAAAUUGAACAAGAUGAAUUUGAACUUAAAACAUUGGAAGGUUCAGAAAAUGACGCACCAGCUGUAGAUAAAAUUGAGCAGAGAACUGCAUCCUUGGAAGAUGAUGGUAUAAACAAUAUUGAUCAUUGUAUCAUAGAUAAUCAUUCUGCUUUAGAAAUCACUACGCAUGAUGGAAUACAAAACAAUAAUAUGCCACCAAUAGUUAAUUAUUAUAAUAUUGUACAAGACGACGCAUUAGAUCUAAAUGCAGAACAGUCUAUGGUGCAAGAAAGAAUUACGUUAAACCAAGAGGAGAAUGCGUUUACACCGGAUGAGAAUGUGCUCACAUCAGAUGAGAGUGCGCUUACACCGGAUAAUAAUGCGCUUACAUCAAAUGAGAGUGGGUUGACACAAUAUGAGAGUGGGUUGACACAGGAUGGGAGUGCGUUAACACAGGAUGGGAGUACAUUGACGCAAUAUGAGAAUGUGUUGACACAGUAUGAGAAUGCAUUGGCACAAUAUGAGAAUGCGUUGACACAGGAUGAGAGUUCGUUGACACAGUAUGAGAGUAUGUUGGCACAAUAUGAGAUUGCGUUGACACAAUAUGAGAACGCGUUGACACGGGAUGAUAGUGCGCUAACACAGGAUGAGAGUACGUUGACACAGGAUGAUAGUGCGUUGACACAGGAUGAAAGUACAUCACAGACGGUAAAAGAAAACAUGAUAGUUGAUGAGGAGACAGUUUAUGAGAAUAUACAAAUUGAGACAGUAUUGGACAAUAACGAUAGUGAUAUUCAAAACAAGGUUAAUCUUGAACAAUGUACUAUACAAGAAGAAAUAAUGGUUACACGAGAUAAGGAUUCAUUAUUUAUAGAGAAAGAUGAUAUAAAACAAGAGCAGUUUCAAAAAAUAAUAGAUGUGAAUUAUAAUCCUAUGGAAAAUGAUCUAUUUAAUCUGGAAAUAAAACAAUCUACUACACAAGGAGAUAGCAUUAUAAUACAUGACGAUAAUGUAUUGCCAUCGGUAGGUGAUCAAGAAAGGAUGAUGGAAUAUCCCACGCAAAAUUAUAAUGGUUUAGAGACUGAGCAGUCCAUUAUACAUGACCAAAUUGAAAUAUCAAACAGAAAAUCCUUUGUAAAUCAAGUUGAAAUAAAAGUCGAAUAUAGCGAAUGUGAAAAAGAUUACGAAAUUACGGAAACAUUAUCGAAAGAAGUUGACCGGGAUGUAUUUAAAAAUGAAACAACCUUACAAGACAAGGAUGUUGAAGUUCCUGAAGUAAGUUCUGAACUUCCUACAGAACCGUCUGAAGAUAGCAUAACGCAGAAAGAUCAUACGAAUAUGAUUAAGACACUGGAUGGUAUAAAAGCUGAUGUAUUUGAGGUUGCUGAAGAAAGCGUGAAUAUUGUAGAGCCACACAAUAUUACUUUAGAAAAUGGAGAAUCUUGUGAUGAACAGUAUAAUUUGGAUUUACAAAAUAAAGUGCGGACUAUCCCGCUAUUAGAAAACCAUAUUGAGAAAGAUAAACAAAUUGAUGAAUUAGUCGAUGCAAAUAAUGAUAUAAUGGAGUCUCAGGAAAAUCAAUUUGAUAAACACGAGUCGCAUAAAGAAACUGUUGAAAAUACUAUAGAAAUUAUUGAGAGUAUUGAACCGCGUGAAGAAUGCACUCAUCAGCAACUUGUAAGGCUGGAAGACGUGUUUAUUGAACAAGAGAGACAAUACCAAUACCAUACAUCAAAAUCUGAAUACGAUGAUGGGUCAGCAAAAUUAGUUGCACAAAUACCCUCAGAAAACGUUCUAGACGACGUUCAAGACAACGCUCAAGACGUUCAAGACAAUGUUCAAGAAGACGUUCAAGACGACAUUCAAGACAAUGUUCAAGAAGAAAUUCAAAAUAACAUUCAAGAUAACAUUCAAGACAGCAUUCAAAACAGCAUUCAAGAUAGCAUUCAAAACAGCAUUCAAGACAGCAUUCAAGACAACAUUCAAGACAGCAUUCAAGACAACAUUCAAAAUAACAUCCAAAAUAAUAUGCAAGAUGAACCGACUAUUAUAUUAUCCAGAGAUGCGGAUAGUCAAUGUGAACCAAACUUUAAGCCAAAUAAUAUCGCAGAACAAGUUAGACUAGAUGACAUCACAAAGCAGGUCAAUUCAGAUAUUGUUGAUGUUAAACAGUCAAUAGAUGAAACAAUGGCCGGGUUCGUUGAGAACGUUGUGCAUGAUAAUGAAAUGCCAUCUAUAAUGUUGGUAAAAAAUCCACCAUCCGUACUUUAUGAUUCUAUAAAAUUCGAUGAACAAACCGAAUCUCUUGUUCUCACUUCGCAUAAUAUUGCAUCGGCAUCAAAAAAUGUUGAUGCAAAUUUAUCUGUACAUACUGAUCAAGAAAUUGCUUCGCCUAUUAUACCAACAACUCAAAAUGAGCAUGAUGAUAUGUCAACCGUUAAUAGUUCUGAAGAUAAUAAAGAUAACAAAAUUAAUAGAGAAUGUGUUAUAGACACUGAACAAAUAAAGUCACAGGUUGAUUUAGACGUUACAAAUUCCGAAAAGAUAAAAGAACCCGAGUAUAACGAAAUACCUCAAUUUCAAACUUCAUCAUCAGAUCAUCCUAAAAAAAGUAAAGGCAAGACACCAGUUAGAUCUUUUAAUAAAAAGAAACUUAUUGAUGAUAAAAAAAAUAGUGAAAUUAUACAACAAGAUGUUUUAACAUUAGAUACUGUAGGUAAAAAAAUUAAAGACUCGGUCAAUAGUCCACUUUUGUUUAGGCAUCAAAUUGAUCAGAGCCAAUCAAACUUAAUACAACCAAUAAUUGCUCAACAUGAUUGUUCGAGGUUGGUGGAUUUAAAAGCUACGCAACCCGGUACAAUACCUGUAGGAAUUUCGUCUUUACCAUUAGUUAAUCAAUCAAUGGCCUAUUUAAUGUAUUAUCGAAGGGUUGUUGAAUGUCUGAUUCUUACCAUUAUAUUUGAUUUUACCGCACCAUUUUUCCAACCUAUCAAUUUCUGGCUUGAAUAUUGUUGUUUCCCCGUAUUGGCUAUUGGGUUGUUUUAUUUGGAGGCAGGAUUAAAUAUGUUAUCAUGGGGUCUCUCCCGAAAACAACAUCAACGGAAUGUUAUUGCACAUUGGGAACAAUUAUCAUUUACUAAUAUUCCACGUCAGUUGUCAAUUGGCAUGGAAUCUUUAAAUAAUCCUUUGGUUCUGUCUGAUCAGCAAGAAUGUAAUUUUAAUCUAGAUAGAGCAGAGUUUCUUUUAUAUCUUUCUUCUGUUUUAUAUAAUCGAGACGAUAACAUGGUUCAUAAUGCACACGAGACAUUCACUAAAUUAAAUGCAAGGAGAAAAAAGCCAACAGACAGAGAACUACGAACAAUAUUAAACCUUCUUUAUGAUAGUGAAAAUUCAAUUAGAGAACAAAUAGAUCAGUUUGAUCUUAAAUUUACUUCUAUAUCGGAAUUGAACCAUCUUGGUGGUUGCUAUGCUGGCAUGUUUUGGUCCGAGAAAAAUAAUUUUAUUGUCGUGGCAUUUCGAGGAACAACUACAACCAGUUUUGCUCAAAUGUUAACUGACACAGCUUUCCAGCGCAUGGAUGCAAGUCCAUAUCUUUUUGGUAAAGUUCACGAAGGUUAUUUUAAAUCACUAUUUGGAACUAAUAAUGCAAAUACCUGUGCCGCAUUAAGAAUGGCAGAUACAAUUCGAAUUAAAGUUGCAGAAAUUAAUCAAAAAAAUAAUCAUCCAGUAAAUUUAUGGAUCACUGGGCAUUCUAUAGGUGCAGCAUUUGCGACAUUAUUUUAUGCUUGGUUAAUGAAAACUCCUACAAAAUUAGAUGAAAAUUGUAUUUUACGUGAUGCAUUCACUUUCGCAAGUCCACCUUGUGUUGAUAAUGAUUUUGCAGCUGAAUUUUCUUAUUUAGCUAAUGAUCCUUUAAAUUAUGGUAGAAAUUUAUGGAGGAUUGUCGCUGAUGAUGAUUUAAUUCCUAAAAUACCUCCAACAUUUGAGGAUCAAAAUGUUAGACGUUUUACCAAAAAAGUUGAAGUUUUAAAUAACGCUCAUAUUGGAAAUGAAGUUCGAUUUUUCCAUGAUGGUAGGAAACCUAUAUCAAGGCAACAAAGUUUAUUCGGAAAUAAUAAAUUAUUAGAACAUGGAUUAAAAUUUGAUGAAUUAAAAGCUUUACUUGAAAAUGAUUCAUCAAGUUUACAAAAACUUAUAUCGAGACCACAAAGAAAAUUAGAUUUUAUCGAAAAAUCUAUUCCUAAUUGUUUCUUGAAUCAUAAGUCUUAUAGAUACUUUGAAGUUUUGGAAAAAUCUAGGCGAUAUUUUGAUUUGGACAAUCAAUAA
Messenger RNA from Cetraspora pellucida, 6177 nucleotides. The record is from the annotation of a GenBank genome assembly. NCBI's taxonomy places the organism in Eukaryota, Fungi, Glomeromycota, Glomeromycetes, Diversisporales, Gigasporaceae.